CCGUUUGCGUGGACAACCCGUCGCCGCUCCUCCUGAGACCCCCCAAGCUCCGGCCAAGCAGCCAUCGCCGCCGCCGCCGCCGCCGCCGCCGCCGCCGCCGCCCCCGCCCAGAAAGAGAAGAGAGAAGAAGAUGCCGGGCCCCGUCGUCCAAGGAGAAGAAGAGCAACUUCUCUCCUCCCUCAAAGAAGAGGAACAACAACAACAAGAGCAGCAGCAGCAGCAGGACGAUGCCCCCGUCAUCGAGGACGUCAAGGAGGACGAAGACGAUGACGAGGAUGACGACGACGAUGACGAAGCCCAAGGUGAACAAGGAGCAGGUGCAAAUGAUAGCUCCAAGCAGAGCAGGAGCGAGAAAAAGAGCCGCAAGGCAAUGCAGAAGCUUGGGAUGAAGCCUGUUACAGGUGUCAGUAGGGUUACCAUUAAGAGAACCAAAAAUAUCUUGUUCAUCAUAUCAAAACCUGAUGUCUUCAAGAGCCCAAACUCCGAAACAUAUAUCAUAUUUGGUGAGGCAAAAAUAGAGGACUUGAGCUCCCAGCUACAAACACAGGCUGCCCAGCAGUUCAGGAUGCCGGACCUCAGCAAUGUUAUGGCCAAGCCAGAUGUGUCUGCUGCUGCACCAGCUGAUGAGGAUGAGGAGGAAAUAGAUGAGACUGGAGUGGAGCCUCGUGACAUUGAUCUUGUUAUGACACAGGCUAGCGUGUCUAGAGGGAAGGCUGUUAAGGCUCUGAAGUCCCACAAUGGAGAUAUCGUCAGUGCUAUCAUGGAGCUCACUGCCUAAUUUGUCUUACCCCUUUAGGUUCAUUUCUGGUUGAUGUCUUGUUAAAGUUUACUGCAUUUCCAUCAGCAUUGUGUCGGAUACUAAUGCGUAGCGUAAAAUUAGUUGGUUUUGAAGUGACAUUUUUCAAGUUGUCUAAGUUGUGCCCCAUCGGGGUCCAUGGAAACACUCCCAUUAUGGCAUUCUUUUCACCUUAGA
This is a messenger RNA of Elaeis guineensis (African oil palm), 973 nucleotides long. RefSeq names its product nascent polypeptide-associated complex subunit alpha-like protein 2. NCBI's taxonomy places the organism in Eukaryota, Viridiplantae, Streptophyta, Magnoliopsida, Arecales, Arecaceae. The record is from RefSeq and is a predicted model, not a curated record. Gene Ontology annotation, cellular component: nascent polypeptide-associated complex.